Erythranthe guttata (spotted monkey flower) is the source of this 2881-nucleotide messenger RNA. NCBI's taxonomy places the organism in Eukaryota, Viridiplantae, Streptophyta, Magnoliopsida, Lamiales, Phrymaceae. The record is from RefSeq and is a predicted model, not a curated record.
UAAAAAGAGCCCCAAUUAAUUUUGAUGGGUAUUUUUAUUUUUAAUUAUAAAUUGGUGCAGGAAGAAAUGUCGUAUUCUCGAGCAUUUUGGGUCAGCAAAGAAACGAUUGCUUGGAAUGUGGAUGCUGGAAACGGUUCGUAUUUCCUCUUCGGCAGUAAAAAUGCUACUCUCGCCGUAGUAAAUGGAGAAAUUCAAGGCUAUGAUGUAAAAAUCGAGCUCGAACAAAGUAGUGAAACGCUUCCAAAGCAUGUGAUUGAACGAUUUCCUCAUAUUCGUGAUUUUAAACCCCUCCAAGUUCCUCGGGAUCUGGAUGCCAAAAAUUUAUUGAAAUACCGAUUGGCUGUUGCUAUUUUAGGCUCUGGUGGAGAAUGCACUAGUAUUACUGGUUUGCAGUUACCUGGUAUCCUAGACGAACUAUUCUAUUACAGCGGUCCACUAGGCGCAGUUUUUUCGUCUGAAGCUGUUUCUCUCUAUCUUUGGGCACCCACUGCACAGAAAGUAAAUGUGCUUAUUUACGGAGAAGGUGAAGGUGGGGACCACUUGGAAAUUGUCCCGCUCGAGGAGUCAAACGGAGUUUGGAGUGCGAAAGGGCCGCUGACUUGGGAAGGAUGUUACUAUGUUUACGAAGUCUAUGUCUACCAUCACAGCACCUCGAGAAUUGAAAAAUGUACUGCAAAUGAUCCAUAUGCAAGAGGGCUGUCGGCCGAUGGCAGGCGAACCCUUUUAGUGAACAUUGAUUCCGAGGCUUUGAAACCCGAAUCAUGGGAUCGUUUGGUCGAUGAAAAACGGGAUCUUGUUUCGUUUUCAGACAUCAGUAUUUACGAGUUGCAUGUAAGAGACUUCAGUGCGACGGAUGAUACUGUUCCAUCUGAUUUUCGUGGAGGCUACCUCGCCUUUACUUCUGAGGACUCAGCCGGAAUUCUUCAUCUUAAAAAGUUAUCGAGUGCCGGGAUCACACACAUUCAUCUCUUGCCGACGUACCAGUUUGCUGGCGUCGAUGACAAAAAGGCUAAAUGGCAGAGUGUAGAUUUUGAGAUGCUCGAAUCAUUUCCACCCGACUCUGACGAACAACAAGCUAGUAUUACCGCCAUCCAGAAUGAAGAUGGAUUUAAUUGGGGCUAUAAUCCUGUACUAUGGGGUGUACCGAAAGGAAGCUAUGCAACUAAGCCUAGUGGCUCGUCCCGAAUAAUUGAGUUCCGCAAAAUGGUGCAGGCACUGAACCGUAUUGGUCUUCGUGUUGUACUGGACGUUGUUUACAACCAUCUACACGCGAGCGGUCCAAAUGGUGACGACUCUGUUUUGGACAAGAUUGUUCCAGGUUAUUACCUUAGAAGAAACCUUGAUGGCUUAAUCGAGAAUAGUACAUGUACAAACAAUACCGCCAGUGAGCAUUCCAUGGUCGAAAGGUUGAUUAUUGACGAUUUGUUACACUGGGCUAUCAAUUACAAGGUGACUAUUUUCAGAUAUGAUAUGAAUUUCUAACUCUAAUCCCGAUUGCAGGUAAAGGCUAGAAGUGUGCUCCAGAGUUUAUCGAAACAGAACGACGGAGUAGAUGGCUCUAGCAUCUAUAUUUACGGUGAAGGAUGGGACUUUGCAGAAGUGGCUAAUGACGGGCGUGGGGUAAAUGCGUCACAAUUCAAUCUUUGUGGAACUGAAAUCGGAAGUUUUAAUGACCGGAUUAGAGAUGCAAUGAUCGGUGGAUCUCCGUUUGGACAUCCACUUCAACAAGGUUUCAUUACAGGUUUGUCUUUGGAGCCGAAUGAUCACGACCAUGGAAGUAAUUCCGAUGUGGAGCAUACGCUUGCCGUUUCAAAGGAUCGUAUUCAGGUUGCAAUGGCUGCUAACCUUAAGGACUUUGUCCUGACCAACCACGAGGGUAAAGAGGUUAAAGGAAGUGAAAUUUCGAUGCAUGACGGGGCACCCCUUGCUUAUGCUUCAUCCCCUAUAGAAACAGUGAAUUACGUCUCUGCUCAUGAUAACGAAACCUUGUUCGAUAUUGUCAGUUUAAAGACUCCAUUAAAUAUCUCUGUGGAUUCAAGAUGUAGGAUGAACCAUUUGGCGACGAGCGUAAUAGCACUUUCCCAGGGAAUACCGUUCUUUCAUGCUGGAGACGAGAUUCUCCGCUCAAAGUCAUUAGAUCGUGACUCGUACAAUUCUGGUGAUUGGUUCAACAGAUUAGACUUCAGCUACAACUUGAAUAAUUGGGGCGUUGGUCUUCCUCCAAGAGAAAAGAACGAAAGACAUUGGCCACUAAUGAAAACAAGAUUAGCGGAUCCUUCGUUUAAGCCUCGAAGAAGUCACAUUCUUGCAGCACUCGAAAGCUUCUGUUGCUUUAUUAGUAUCCGAUACUCUUCCCCGCUUUUCCGUUUGUCUACAGCAAACGCAAUUCAGGAAAGAGUACGAUUUCAUAAUACCGGUCCGUCGUGGGUCCCGGGUGUGAUAGUCAUGAGCAUCGAAGAUGGCCAUGAAGGAGUUCCGGGACUUUCUCAACUGGACCCCACAUACUCGUACAUUGUUGUUAUAAUUAACGCUAGCCCGAACGAUAUAACAUUUACGAGCCCGUCUUUGAGGGGAAAACGUCUACAAUUGCACCCGAUACAGAUGAACUCAGGCGAUGAAAUUGUGAAGGGCUCGAAUUACGAUAACUCGUCUGGCUCUUUCAGCAUACCCUUUAGGACAACCUCUGUUUUCGUCGAGCCUCGGCCAAUCUGAUGAGACUGCAUUUUUUAGAUUUUUUUUUUUGCUUAAUUAAUUUAAAUAGUAAAUCAUAUUUCAUGCUCAGUGAUUCUGCACUGUUUUGUAAGAUUUUACAAGCCUGAUACUGAAUUAAGGUUUAAUAAUGUCGGUUAAACACAGGCUUUAACUCUAAUUGGAUAUUAAC